AUGUCAGAAACUUCAGCAGCGAUUCCUUUGUCACAGGUACUGGCGACAAUCUUCCCAGUUUUCCUUCGCCAGGGCGUUGGAUAUGGCGUUGUCAUCGGUCUGGGAGCAUUCUUUGCCCUGGCGAUGAUAGGCGUCACGACUAUCAUGAAGAGACGCGGCAAUGUCGAAAACGCAGAAGAGUUUACUGUUGCAAAACGUUCGCUUGGUACUGGUUUGACUGCAGCUGGUGUGACAUCGUCCUGGACCUGGAGUACGACACUACUUUCUUCCGCCACUGUGGCCUACGAGUAUGGUGUCGCUGGUUCCUUCUUUUACGCUGCAUGCAACAGCACUCAAAUUAUGAUCUUCAGCAAUCUUGCAAUUGAAUCCAAACGCAAAGCACCUAAUGCCCGUACCUUCCUCGAGAUCAUCCGUGUCCGAUAUGGCACGAUCGCUCACCUCUCCUUCAUGUUCUUCAGCUUGGCGUCCAACAUUCUUGUCGUCUCAUCCAUCUUACUUGGCGGUGCGGCAGCGAUCAAUUCUCUGACUGGGAUGAGCGUAUAUGCUAGUCUUUGGCUACUUCCAACCAGUGUGACGGCUUACACACUACGUGGAGGACUCCGGGCGACCAUCUUGACCGACUACGUACAUACUGCCAUUAUUUUGAUCAUCAUAUUCGUCUUCUGGUUCAAGGUCUACGCCACCGGAGAUCAAAUCGGAUCCCCAGCAAAGAUGUGGGACUUACUGCAUGAGGCUGCAAAACGCAACGACUUCUCCGCGCCCACCAAGGACGGCAGCUAUCUCACCAUACGCUCUCUAGGCGCGCUCAAGUUUGCUAUCCUAAGUAUCCUCGAAUAUACUGGUGUCGUGUUCUUGGACAACUCGUUCCAUCAAAAGGGCAUUGCCGCCGAUCCUGCGUCUGCGGUACCAGGCUAUGUCCUUGGAGGGCUUGCUUGGUAUGCCAUGCCGUUUACCCUUGCAACGACGAUGGGGAUUGCUGCCAUUGCUCUGGAGAAUACGCCGGCUUUUCCCACGUUUCCGCAAAGAAUGAGUACGGCGGAAAUUAGUGCUGGCUUGACAUUGCCGUAUGCUGCUCAGACAAUCGCAGGGAAAGGUGGAGCGGGAGCAGUCCUUGUUCUGAUGUUUAUGAGCUGUACGAGUGCAAUCUCAAGCCAGCUAAUCGGUGUUUCAACUGUACUAUCCUAUGACGUGUACAAGACUUACAUCAACCCAAAAGCCACCGACACACAGAUACUUCGCGCAGGACACUAUUGCGUAGUCGGCGUUGCAAUAUUCAUGGCAGCAUUUGCUAGUAUGCUUCAUGGAGUCAAGAUCGACUUAGGAUUCAUCUACAAUAUGACGGGUAUCUUUACGGGAUCGGCAUUGCCCGCUUUAAUUGUAACCUUCUUCUCAACAAGACAAGGCGCAUUAGCAGCGAUAGCAUCUAUUUGGAUCGGAUUCUUCUCCGCGAUAAUCACAUGGUUGACACUCGCGAAUCGUUUCUCAGGCACGGUAAACCUUGCGUCUGUGGGACAAACUGACCCAUGCCUGUACGGGUGUAUCGCUGGUAUAGGCGCUGCUGGCAUCGUCACAAUCCUCAUCUCGACUUUACAUAACGCAAGGUAUACCUGGGACACGCUAGGGGCCAUCCGCUUGACCGACGAAGCAGGUCAUGACAAGGAUGUCGCUUUCGAAGAUCCCGAUUACAACCCAGAGCGCCUGAGGAAAGCUGCUUACAUUGCUCGCGCAAUAACAGUAUCCUUGUUUCUGGCCUUGUUUAUCAUAUGGCCACUCAGUUUGUAUGGGACGGCAUAUCAAUUUUCGAAGAAGUUUUUCACCGGAUGGGUCAUAGUAUCCCUGCUGUGGGCAGUCUUUUCGUUUGCAAGCGUUACAGUGUAUCCGAUCAUCGAAGAACGUCGACGCUUCUUGUCUUGGGUCAAGAGUAUCUCCAAUCACGAUGGAAAGGAUACUCGGACAUUCGCAUCGAUCAAGAACAUAUGA
Aureobasidium subglaciale EXF-2481 is the source of this 1980-nucleotide messenger RNA. RefSeq lists its product as uncharacterized. Bases 1 to 1980 code for a protein of 659 amino acids. The record is from RefSeq and is a predicted model, not a curated record. NCBI's taxonomy places the organism in Eukaryota, Fungi, Ascomycota, Dothideomycetes, Dothideales, Saccotheciaceae. The transcript has 8 exons. Gene Ontology annotation, molecular function: putrescine transmembrane transporter activity; spermidine transmembrane transporter activity; urea transmembrane transporter activity. Gene Ontology annotation, biological process: spermidine transport; urea transmembrane transport; putrescine transport. Gene Ontology annotation, cellular component: plasma membrane.